Molecule: messenger RNA, 468 nt
Organism: Rotaria sp. Silwood2
Lineage: Eukaryota; Metazoa; Rotifera; Eurotatoria; Philodinida; Philodinidae
Source: the annotation of a GenBank genome assembly
AUGGAUAAUGAUAGAUAUUUUUAUAUUUCUGGCUACGAGAAGCAUGAAGUAAGACGAUGGUGGUUGGGCGACACGAAUGGAGCACUGGUAGCAGGUGGUCAUGGAGAAGGUAAUCGUCUCAAUCAGCUCAAUAGUCCUGAUCACAUCUUUGUGGAUCAAGAUUAUUCAGUGUACAUAUCAGAUGAGAACAAUCAUCGUGUAAUGAAAUGGAUAAAAGGUGCUAGAGAAGGGAUUGUUGUUGCCGGUGGUACUGUUUAUGUUGCAGAUUGUGACAACAAUCGAGUAAUGCGUUGGUCAAAAGAAGAUAAACAAGCUAUCGUUAUUGUUGAUGGAAAUAAUCAAGCAGAGCAACCGAAUCAACUCCAUUAUUCUCAGGGUUUAUCAUUUGAUCGACAUGGCUAUCUCUAUGUUGAUGAUUUUGACAAUGAUCGAAUACAGCGAUUCAAUAUUGAUCCAAGAUCGAGUUAG